This is a messenger RNA of Homo sapiens (human), 2161 nucleotides long. RefSeq names its product cancer/testis antigen 55 (gene CT55). The record is from RefSeq and is marked validated. Bases 657 to 1385 code for a protein of 242 amino acids. The transcript has 5 exons. Lineage: Eukaryota; Metazoa; Chordata; Mammalia; Primates; Hominidae. Gene Ontology annotation, cellular component: acrosomal vesicle; motile cilium; cytoplasm.
GGCAGUCCUAGUACACAAGACACGUACUUGCCAUCACUAAAACAUUGCCUACCCACAUGAUGCCCUCUCUCCACAAAAUUGAUCCCUGGUGAGGAGUAACUAUUGACCGCCCACUGAGUGGUGACUCCUUAUGCUAAGCACCACGAAUACAAGGGCAGGAGCAGGAUUUUUGGUUGCACAGCCGGUGUUUCAGGCACCCAUCCUCCCAGGGAACCCAAGAGAAGAGCCCUGUAUCUCCUUAGUAAAUGCAGAACCCAAGCUCCCAAGCCAUUUUCCCCAGGCCAUCCUAAUGGCUCCCUCAGCCUUGAUGGGAGAAGCCACGAUGUUCCCACCCAUCGCCUUUUAGUAGCCACAAGAACCUGCCCGCCCACCCACUGCACGCCCAUUGGUUGGACAGUGGUAGAGGCGGGCCCUGACGAGCGCAUGCUCAGAGGGAGAAGUCAGCGGAGAAGCUGGGAGCUCCUUUGGAGGCUGCGGUGUCCCUGACUCUCCUGAGGGGGGCUCACUAACGGGUGGGUCCCAUGCCACAGUGUCUGAGGAGAAGCAGGAAGUGAGUCCCUGAGGAGACGCCGUGACCUGAGGGCUUCCCUUACUGAGGAGGCCUCGUGCUUCAUCUGCCACAAGCGGUGCCCAGGCCGGUGGUGACAACUGGGACGAUGCUCAGGCUUCUGAGACUUGCUUUGGCCUUCUACGGGAGGACGGCCGACCCUGCAGAGCGACAGGGCCCACAGCAGCAGGGCCUCCCACAAGGUGACACCCAGUUGACAACUGUGCAGGGAGUUGUCACAAGUUUCUGUGGUGAUUAUGGCAUGAUUGAUGAGUCGAUCUACUUCAGUAGUGAUGUUGUGACUGGCAACGUGCCUCUAAAAGUUGGACAAAAAGUUAAUGUGGUUGUGGAAGAAGAUAAACCACAUUAUGGAUUGAGAGCAAUCAAGGUGGAUGUUGUGCCUCGCCAUCUUUAUGGUGCUGGACCCUCAGACUCAGGAACCAGAGUUUUAAUUGGAUGUGUUACUUCUAUAAAUGAAGAUAAUAUUUAUAUUAGUAACAGCAUUUAUUUUUCCAUAGCCAUUGUUUCUGAAGAUUUUGUGCCUUAUAAGGGUGACUUGUUAGAAGUUGAAUAUUCCACUGAGCCAGGCAUCUCAAACAUCAAGGCAACUUCUGUGAAGCCCAUCCGUUGUAUUCAUACGGAAGAGGUCUGCAUUACUAGCGUACAUGGAAGAAAUGGGGUGAUAGAUUAUACUAUUUUUUUCACCUUGGAUUCUGUGAAACUUCCUGAUGGAUACGUACCUCAAGUAGAUGAUAUCGUCAAUGUGGUCAUGGUGGAGAGCAUUCAGUUCUGCUUUAUUUGGAGAGCGAUUUCUAUCACCCCAGUGCAUAAAUCGUAAUGACAAAGCAUUUUUAUUCUGUUUAUCUUUCCUUUUAUGAGCAGUAAAGGGGCUGGUUUAACUUAAAAGGUUAGCUUAGUAAGCCUAAAUAGUAUUUUAUAUAUGACUUUUCUGGCAAAUCUAAUUGAGACACUGGCCAGUCCAACUGGACCAGGAACCCAGCUUAGGGAAAUAACUUAUUAAUUAAAAAGCAUGCUAAAUUAGCUUGCUAGUCACUGGAGGAAAGGAGUUCUUAAUUAAAAUGAACACGGCCAUUAAAUUUGAAUUCCAUAUUUCCCAUUAGCAGCAGCGGAUUCCAGGAUGACGGAGGCCUGGGACGGCCCAAAAGGGAACGUCGGAGCCAAAGCAUUUAACUGAAAAGGCAUCAGGGACAGCAUGUUAAAGGCAUGAUUUAAAGUUACAAUUUGACUUCAGUUUUGAGCCCCGUUAUGCUGCCUGUACAACCUGUAUUGUUCCAUAGCCUCUUUCAUCUUCUGUCACCCACAUAACUUGCGGUGUUUGUUGUUUUACUUGUUCCUUCUUCCCCAUGCUAGAAUGUAAACUCCACAAUGGCAGGAUGUCUUUUAAUCUGGUUUUUUUUUUUCUUUUUUCUUUCUUUUUUUUUUUCUGUUGUCAUUAAAGCAUCACCAAGCACUUAGAAGAGUGCCUGGCAGACUCAAUGAGCAGAUAAAAUGUUAUUAAGUUCAAUGACUGAAUGACUGGGCCAGCAAUGAUACUUACCUGUGGUUCAUUCAUCACUGGUUCCUUAGGAAUAAAAUUGUUGAGCAAUGCACUAA